Messenger RNA from Staurois parvus, 248 nucleotides. The record is from the annotation of a GenBank genome assembly. NCBI's taxonomy places the organism in Eukaryota, Metazoa, Chordata, Amphibia, Anura, Ranidae.
CUGUCAGUGUCCAUCAGUGCCAGCUUCAGUGCCACCUAUCAGUGCCAGUCAGUGCCGCCUAUCAGUGUGCAUCAGUGCCCUGUCCAUCAGUGCCCAUCAGUGCAGCCUCAUUACCGCACAUCAGUGAAGGAGAAAAAUCACUUAUUUACAAAAGUUUAUAACAAAAACUAAGAGAAAAACUUUUUUUUCAAAAUUUUCAGUGGUUUUUGGUUUGUUUAAGAAAAAAUAAAAAACCCAGAGGUGAUUAA